AUGUCUGACUUGAUAGACGACCCCGCGUUUUGGCUCCCUACCCAGAUUCUCGACGACGACGACCUACCCGCCAUGGACCUCGGUUUCAAAACCAACUCCAAGACCCACCACAAGAGCUUCGGGCUCGGCUUUGACGUUGAUGCUUCGAAAGCUCUGUUUCCGUUCGACUUUCCUUAUGGCGGGUACGGGGCUUUCGGAGUUUCGUCGGAUCUCAGCUCGCCGGUCGAGUCUGUGGUGGGCUCCAGCGAGACGGAGAGCGACGAGGAAGACUACCUCGCCGAGUUGACUCGCCAAAUGGCUCGCUCGACGUUCGAGAAGGAGUUGAAGCACUCUGACUCUGCUUUCGGCUCUGACAACUCAAAGAGCUGGGUCGUUUCCGGUUCGCCCCAAUCAACGCUGUGCCCAGCUGGGAGCGGCUGUGGCUGUGGGCUAGGCUCGAGCCGUGGAAGCCCAAACGCCCACUCGCCGCCGGCCACUUGGGAUCUGCUGCAUGCGGCUGCAGGGGAAGUAGCGAAGAUGCGCAUCGACCAGAGCAGAGGCCUCUUGGGACCUCCAAGAAAGCCCUCCCCACCAGUUCCCGCCGCCCCUCUGAGCAGCAACCCCAACAACCCAGAUGUUGGUUUUUACUUCCACCAGCCGUCGCUUUCCCACAAGCACUUGCAAGCCACACAGUUUCAGCGGUUGAGGCAGCAGCAAAUGUUGAAGGAACAGAACUCGGGGGUUUGGGCAGCGCAGCCUCGAUACCCACAGCAGCAGGCUCAGUCUCAGUCUCAGUCUCAGGCUCAGGCCCGCCCAAUGGUCCAGAGCAGAGUAAGAAGCAACGUUCUCAACACUCGGCCUCUGGGUUUGUCGCCAUCUGCAUGGCCUCCUCUGCAACAAGCCCAGCAGCAACAACAGUACCAGAAAAAUGGGUCUGGCAUGAGAGCUGUUUUCCUUGGAACCCAAAACGCUGGUGCCAAAAGGGAGUGCGCUGGAACUGGCGUCUUCUUACCUCGCCAAAUCGGCGCCCAAUCUGAAACGCGCAAGAAGACAGGUUGCUCGACAGUUCUCGUUCCAGCUAGAGUUGUGCAGGCACUGAAGCUGAACAUUGAUGAUAUGUGCGCACCUCAACCGCCCCACCUUCAGCGUCGUUUCAAUGCAAGCUACAACCCUGAAUAUGAUGUUGCUCUGAGGCUUCGAAGUAACAACAGCGCCAUUUCUCAGCAGAGACGCAAUGGUAUUAGGCCACAGCCGCCACAAGGCAAGGGGAAAGGAGAUUGA
This is a messenger RNA of Prunus armeniaca (apricot), 1260 nucleotides long. The record is from the annotation of a GenBank genome assembly. Lineage: Eukaryota; Viridiplantae; Streptophyta; Magnoliopsida; Rosales; Rosaceae.